This is a messenger RNA of Dermacentor andersoni, 429 nucleotides long. RefSeq names its product scoloptoxin SSD20-like. Gene Ontology annotation, biological process: glutathione catabolic process. Gene Ontology annotation, cellular component: plasma membrane. Gene Ontology annotation, molecular function: glutathione gamma-glutamate hydrolase. The record is from RefSeq and is a predicted model, not a curated record. NCBI's taxonomy places the organism in Eukaryota, Metazoa, Arthropoda, Arachnida, Ixodida, Ixodidae.
AUGCAUUUUGGGGCACUGGCCAUCUCACCAUCCACUGGCGUGCUGCUCAACAACGAAAUGGACGACUUCGCGAAUCCUGGAAAGGCGAACACUUUCGGCCUCGUGUCCAGCGCCACCAAUUACAUCCGGCCCAAGAAACGACCCACGUCUUCCAUGUCGCCGCUCGUGAUAACAGACGCCGACGGAAGCGUCGUCAUGGCCACCUCGUCCACGGGCGCCUUCUUCAUUUGCAGCGGACUGACGCAGGUGGUGAUGCGGUCGCUGUGGAUGAACCACACUGUCAAGGAGGCCAUCGACGCCCCUCGAAUUCACCACCAACUACCCGCUCCAGAAGUUCUUGCAGAGGAGCACAUCGACCAGGGACAAGCCGUCGACUUCAGGGACUACCACCUGAGCACGAGCCUCUACCCAAUCGAGUCGGAAAGAUGA